Molecule: messenger RNA, 10522 nt
Organism: Patella vulgata (common limpet)
Lineage: Eukaryota; Metazoa; Mollusca; Gastropoda; Patellidae
Product: calcium/calmodulin-dependent protein kinase type 1
Exons: 10
Coding region: 72-1073 (333 amino acids)
Biological process (GO): protein phosphorylation
Molecular function (GO): calcium/calmodulin-dependent protein kinase activity; calmodulin binding; ATP binding
Source: RefSeq, a predicted model, not a curated record
UGUGAAUGGAGAACAGAAACCUAAACGAAAGAUUUCAAUGGUGUGACGGAUGAAACGAGUGUUUUAAGUCGAUGAAAAUGCCUCUGUUUGGAAAGAAGCACGACUCUGACAAAAAGAAUAAUAAAGAAGGAGAUAUACGACGAAAAUAUGAAUUUAAAGAAACAUUAGGAACCGGUGCAUUCUCGGAAGUAGUUUUAGCAGAAGACAAGACAAAUAGAGGAAAAUACUAUGCAGUCAAAUGUAUUGAUAGACAAGGCUUACGAGGCAAAGAAGAAGCUUUAGAUAAUGAAAUACAAGUUCUUAGAAGAUUAAGCCAUCCAAAUAUAGUCAAGUUACUAGAUGUGUUUGAUGAUAAGUCACAUGUUUAUUUAAUUAUGGAACUAGUCACUGGUGGAGAACUGUUUGAUCGUAUUGUUGAGAAAGGUAGCUAUACAGAGAAGGAUGCUAGUUUAUUGAUUAAACAGGUUUUAGAGGCAGUAGAUUUUAUGCAUGAAAGGGGAGUUGUACAUAGAGAUUUAAAACCAGAAAAUUUAUUAUACUACAGUGCUGAUCCUGAUUCAAAAAUAAUGAUAAGCGAUUUUGGUUUGUCCAAGAUGGAAGAUUCUGGUAUCAUGGCAACAGCAUGUGGUACACCAGGAUAUGUUGCUCCUGAGGUGUUAGCUCAGAAACCAUAUGGUAAAGCUGUUGAUUGCUGGUCAAUAGGUGUUAUAUCCUAUAUAUUAUUAUGUGGUUAUCCACCAUUUUAUGAUGAAAAUGAUGCUAUGCUGUUCCAACAGAUUCUGAAGGCAGAGUUUGAAUUUGAUUCACCUUAUUGGGAUGACAUCUCUGAAUCAGCUAAAGAAUUUAUUCGAAAAUUAAUGUGUAAAGAUCCUAACCUUAGAAAUACUUGUAAGCAAGCCAUAGCUCACCCGUGGAUAUCUGGUAAUGCAGCUUUGGAUAAGAACAUCCAUGCUUCCAUCAGUGCACAGUUGAAGAAAAACUUUGCUAAAACUAAGUGGAAGCAAGCAUAUAAUGCUGCAGCUGUUAUUAGACAAAUGAAAAAAUUAGCCUUUACGAAAGAUGAUGCGAAUUAAAGAUAAGAGCGAGAUUAUUAAUACCAUAUUAUAUCAUUUUAAUAGAAGAGUGUCUCUGGGGAUAUGGUGUAAGUUUUUAUUAUGGAAGUUGUUAAGAUGUAUUGAACCAACUCAAAUACACUAUGUAAUGUUGAAUGUUAUUUUUUGUAUGUUAAUGACAGUUUAGAUUUAAAACUUAUUGUCGACAAGACAUCACAUUACAGCACAUUGAAAUUUGUGUUGUAACACGUGUCAGUUGUAAACUUUAUUGCUAAUUUGAUAUUAUUUUGUGUAAUGUCAUUUUCAUGUUUUUUCAUCCAAUAUAGUAAAUACCAUAUUGUUAUGAAAUACAUUUUUUAUAUAUAUAUUAGAUUGAUACUGGUAUUUAACAUCAGUUUAGAUAUAUUGGUAUUUAGUAUAUUAAAUAAUCCUUAAUUCAUUGUUACAUAUUUUAUAGGUUUAAAAAAAAAAAAGAACGGGUCAAAUUAUCCAUGAAAUAUACCUAUAUUAUAUACAAUAUUUAUCUUUUAAUAAUAUUAACGUAUACAGGUACGUCACAAAUUACUUGUAUAUGGAAAGAUGGUAAUGGUCUGUACUUAAGAAUUUUGUAGAGGUAGAUAGCAAAUAUUGAUGUAUAUAUUAUAUAUCUGUAUGAAUUGUAUUUCAUAAAUUAAUUAAUAAGAAAUAUACAGAAACCAAAUUUUCAACUUAAUUUUAAGAUAUUAUCAUUAGUUUUGGUUGUGAAACAUUAGUUCUGAGCUAUAUUUUAAAACUAUAGUCAGAGUACAAUUUUACUAAAUAUCUUGAUUUAUUGUAUUUUUACCUCCUCAAGAAACUUUUAUUAACAUCUUUGGCUUUUAUUAUAUCACUACAGCCAUAUAAUUUUUAUGGCUUCAAAACAUGAAAAUUAUAUAUAAUUUGGCUGGAAUAGACAUAAUAUCAACAUAUUCACUAUAAGUAGAUAAUAUCUUUCUCUGUUAAUAUGGUUACAAGGUAUAAAAUAACAUCAAGUGCUUCAUAGCUAAUCUAGAUUUAUUUUGCCCAUGGGUAAAAUAGAUUUAAUCAGAAAGGUAUUUAUAAUGUUGUUUUUAUUAGAAGAAUAGUUUAUUGUCAAUCACAUUAUAAAAAGUAUAUACAUGUAGUCUAUGCACUGUGUAUUUUAGUCACUGCACAUAACUUUUAAAAGUCAUGUCUACAACGAUCACAGUCUUAUCAAAAACUGACAUCAAAUUACACUUUGUACCAUGUAUUCUUAUUUAAAGCCACAAUGUGCCAGAAGGCUAUUAAUACAUUUCUUUCUUGAAAGUUUACAAAAAUAAAAUCUGAAAAUUGUUUUUUAGUGUGUGAAUGCAUGUUGAAAAAUGUAUGUUAAUCCAUCACCACUUGGGUUCAGAUUUGUUUUUCCCACAGUUCCUCAUUUGAGAUGAAAUCUGGUCAUCUUAUACAUGAUGUUCAUGGAUAGAAUUGAGUUUGUUCAUACAGACAGUAUAAGAGAGAUGGCAGCAUGAAAUCAAUAAAAAGUUGAUAGUCAUAAUUUAUGUUAGCAUUGAGUGAUUUUAAUCAUUUUUGAACCAAUAUGCUUUUUGAUAAGACUAUUUUUUAUUUUGUAUGAUCCGAAAGUCUUUAUUUGCCUUUGACUCUAGAAUGUUUGGGCUGAAAGGUACAUGUACACUAUAAGCCCAAUAAUCAGAUUAAUUUUAAAGAAAAGACGUGUACAUUGAUUUUUUUUUUGUGGGGGGGGAUGUACAUGUAAAAAUGUUUCUGAUUUGUAUGUGACUUGACAAAUAGUUUUUUGAUUUAAAAUAUGCCCCUUUUUUAUUGAAUAAACAUUAUCUUUUAUUAUUUAUUAUUGUUGAUAGUAUCACAACAGUAAACUUUGUUAUUUGGGGAAUUGUUUUGUAGUCCAGUAUAGUGUGCUUGAUAUUUAUUCAAAAGAUCUAUUCAAAUUGAUUUUAUCAAUAAAACCAAAAGUACACUUUUCCUUUUGUAGUCCAGUAUAGUGUGCUUGAUAUUUAUUCAAAAGAUCUAUUCAAAUUGAUUUUAUCAAUAAAACCAAAAGUACACUUGAGAUAAGGAAAAGUCAGUUAUUAUUUGGACUAUCAUCUAUCUUCAGACAUUUUGGAAACACUGUUCUGUAAACAUAGCUUCUAUUUGUGUAGGAAAAAAACUCAUAUUUAAAAAAAAAACAACUCUGGUUUAAUAAAUGUCAAUCACACUACUAUUACACAUUUAUUGUUGGAAGAGUGAUACUGUAAUAUGAAAUAUCUAAAAAAAAAUUUCUCAUUUUUACGCAUAAUCUAUUUUUGUAUUUAUAUAAUUGCCUAUUUUAAAAGGUUAUUCCAAUUUGUUGGAUUAUAUAUUGCAUAUGCUGGAAAAAAAUAAAAUCCUCUAUUAAUCAUCAUAUUUCUGAAUUAAUAAUGAAACUCUCCUUUCUAGUUAUAUUCUCUAUUUAAAUUGAUACAACCGUCUUUCAGAAUAAUUAUUUACAGUAAUUAACUCUUGUCUGAUUGACUGAACAAAUUCAAAUUUUAACCCAAAAUGUACAGCUGAUACUAUUCAGGUUUAAUCAAACCAUCAAAUUUACAUGAAAAACUGAAAUAUGGUUAAACUACAAAUGAUUAUAUAAGAAGGUGUCUCAGUUCAGCAUAACUGAUGUAUUGUGACUAACUUGAAAGUCACUGUUGUAUUGUGACUAACUUGAAAGCAGAGUUUUGUAUCAUGUAGAUGCUUGGAAGCAACAAGUAAUCAAUAUAUUAAUAUUAUACUUUAGAAAUGGGUUGAAUGAAAUUAAUUUGAAGAAAUUUUACAAAUAGUCAAUCAAGACUAAAACUACUGAAAUUAAAAGGUCUAUUAACUAUCCCUUCAUCAACAAUAGGAGUUUACAGACUACACUUACAUUUUAGCUCAUGAAUGAAAUAUUAACUGAAUUUAUAAUAUUUAUGUAUGUUAGUAUUUAAAUAGGAAUAUAUAUUACAGAAAAUCAAACUAUGACUGUAAUAGUUAAUUUGAUAGUGUAUAUUUUUAUAUGCCUACAUUUUCAUGUGGACGUAUAUUGUUGUCACCCCUGUCCGUCUGUUCACAUUUUGUUUGUGUACACACUACAGGUCAACAAUUUUCCAAUUUUGACGUAACUUGAAAUAUAGGUUGAUAUCCCAAAGAUGUAGGUUCCUUUCAAUAUUGGCAUGUAUCGGACUGUAACUUCAUGGAUUAUGACUCCUGAUUGUACGAAAAACAAAUUAUCAGAGUUUGAUGAAACUUUAACAUAUACAUUUAUAACCCAAAGAUCUUGGUUCCUUUCGAUUAUUGCUGGUUUAAGACUUCUGAUUGUAUACAAAAAAUCUUGGUUUUAGCUUGUGGACCUUCAAGUUCUAGAGGUCCCAAUUUUUAUCCAAUUUUGAUGAAACGUGAAGCAUGUUUAUAUCACAAAGAUGUCGGUUCCUUUCCAUAUUGGCGCAUAUUGGACUGUUACUUCCUAGAUUAUGGCCCCAGAUAUUAUGAAAAAUCACGUAUUUAGCUUGUGGACACUCUAGAGGUCACAAUUUUUAUUUGAUUUUAAAAAAAGUUCAAAUAUAUCACCGGAACACCAUAAUUACGGCUCACAUCAAAAUUACUGAGACUCUCUGACAAAAUGGCUACUCCCCUAACAAGCAUGUAAUACCAAGGUUGUAGACACUCUCAAAAUUUUUAUCCGAUUUUGAUGGAACUUAAAAGGUGUUUAUAUCCCAAAGAUCUGGGACUGUAAUAUUCUUGAUUAUGGCUCCUGAUUGUACAAAAAAUUGCUUUUUUUUUUUUUUUUUUUUUUAGCUUGUACUGUUCAGCUCCUGCAAAAUGGUGCUUCGUGGCAACCACUUGUUAUUAAUUCUAUGAUAAUGAAGUAUUUGAUUAAGAUUGCGACUGUGUUCAAGGAUUUGUUAAAGUGAGAAUAUAGUUAUCAUUUAAUCUUAUUAACAUAUCAUCCUCUAUUUAAUAGCUUGCUUGUUUAUAAGACAAACAUAAAAAUUAAGUUCCUGAUUUUGACAUUUAUCAUUAAAAUGAGAAAUUUACCUGUCUUAAGAAACUACUAAAUACAUAAAAACUAGAUGCUACGAAAUUGAAAAACGAUUAAAAUCUGUCUGUCGGUUGGGAGAUUGAAAAGAUUCCUGGAAUCUUGAAGUACGAUUUGUCCCAAUAAUCACCAAUCUAAUUAAAAUAUAGAUCUUUAUUUCUUUUCGUUUUUUUAUACUUUCGAUGGCCUACACUACAUGUCACGUGCGUGCUGUACCAUAAAGUCUGUCAUUGAGUCAACUGGCGUGGUUUUGAUUCCCCGGUGUCCCACCUCGUGGGUUUUCUCCGGUUCCUCCCACUGCUAAAGACCCCUACGCGCAAGUGAAUUAUUGAAAUAAAAAUUAAACCAUGUGUUAGUCCCGAAAUGACCUAGUUUGUGUCAAGUGGACGUUAAACCCCAUUUCUCUCUCUCCCUACACUACAUGUAGAUCUAACAAGUUAUAGUGGGAGUUCACGUUCUAUGACGUCAGGUAUCAAGAAAGCGACAUUUGACCUGAUUACGUCAGUCAUUCGAUUAACCAAUUAGCGACCGCCAUGUAUUUUUUAUCUACUUUUGCUUUGUUUUGAUUUCUAUUGCCGCUAAUGUCUACCCACAGUUCCGCGCAAAAAAAGUCAAACGCUCGAUUCGAUAGACCAUUUGAUUGGCUGACCCCUCAUUUCAAGCAGAACACAAGUUAAAUAACAACGCUUCCAGAUCCAAGUGUAGUAAAGACAAGUAAAAUCGAAAUUUUAAACUAUAAAAACGAAACAAAAUUGGAUCUGUGUUUUAAUCAGAUUGAAUAAUCACUAGUAAAAUGAUAUUUUAUACAUACAAUUAACGCACAAAGUUUAUAUUAGAGAUUACCCCCAUGAAGUAGUUAAUAUCUGAUCUGACCAUUUUUCUGAAACAACCAUUAGAAUGAGGUGUUAUAUUAAUAUGAUAUAUAAUCCCUAUUUUUUUUUUAUAUAUAUAUAUAUAUUGGUAUAUAUUAAUAUGUAUUUUCUACAUAACAUUUAUUAUAAUCUCUAAAUCCAGUAUAUUCUUUUAUGUAAUUAUUAUUAUCUAAUGUUCGAAAUCUACGCAUUUAUUUGUUGUUUAUAUUUGUGUUUAAAAAAAAUUGGUGUAUAUUUUAAAAUCAUCUCUUAUAGUUAUAAAUAUUUUGUGUACUUAAUUUACUGGCUCAACCAAAUUGGAUAGUAUUGAAUUUUAUAUCAUAACAUUCCAGUAUUCUGUUUUAGAUCAUUUAUUGAGGUAAAAUAUAUUUAAUUUUGAAUUACAAAAGUUCUGUUUGGCCUUUAUCAAAAGUUGUAGAAGUAAUGCAUUGAUAAAAAUAAACUUGUGGUGUUUCUCUCGUGCAUAAUUGUUUCACUGAAUCUUAACGUAAAUUCUCACCAUCUUCCUGUUUCUAAAUCAGCCUCAUUUAAAUUAAAGAUCUGAAUUCUGACAUGAUUGUUCAAAACACAUUUAUUGAAUUUGAUUUAUAGACAUCAAAAUACAAACUUAAACUAAAAACAAAUUGAUUCCUUAUAGGUGGAGAAUAUGGAAGUUGUUCAACUGAUUAGUUCUUUGUUUACAUGUUGGGUUUUAUAGCUACCAGUAAUAUUGUAAUAUAAUGAUUUCUAAUGUAUUAUUAUCAUUGUUUUCAAGUAGUAGUCAAUAGGUAGUUAUAUAUUUAUCUAAUAACACAUAGCUAGGUUGAGGGUUAGAUUUUUGAAUAUAAUUUUGGGAUACUGUAUUAAGAAAAGGGAAUAAUUGAUGUAACAACUUUGAACUAUCUAAAUAAAGAAAUAGAUAAAUAUAUCCUGAAUUUAGGUUUGUUAUUUAAGAUCAUGUAUUAAGUACAGAAUAUCUUCUAAAAUAUUGACAGCUUUUAGUAAGUAAAGUUUCUAUUUGUAAUGCAUAAUAUAUUUACUGGUGAUUGCUAAAAAAAAAUUGAUUUACAUUUGAAUAUCCAAUUGAAGAAAUUCAUUUACAUACAUUGCUAAUUGAAAUUGAAACAAUAUUUUUCAUCAAUCCAAUAAUAUGUCGGUCUACAUGAGUCCCCUUCAUUGUAAUUCUAGUUUCUUUUAUCUUCAGUAUUAUUAUCAUAUAAAUCAUGAAAUAUAUAUGUACUUUUUUUUUUUAAAAAUCCAAUUGGUCCAUUUCAGGUUUAAUUGUCAGCUAGAAACAAUUUGUUGUCCAUCCAACAAUGACCAAAUUAAAUCCAUGACAUUUUUGACAGACUUUUUAUUAUAAACAGUGUGCGUUAUUGUCAUUACAGAGUUAUGCACUUUGAAAUCUAAUAGCACGCUUUUAACACAAGUUAUGUAUAUCAGUUAUCUGAAGAAUGUCUCAACAAAGGGGAUGUUUUUCGUGAUAACUAUUUUCACUAAUAAACCUGUCUGAAAAAAAUAAUAUGGUGUUCUGACGUCUUUAAAGUUGAUUAAUUAUCAAUGGUGUGAUGGUUGUAUGGUUGAAGUUUCCGGGGUAGAAUUUCUGCUUGGUUCAAGAAGAACAAUCUGGAUUUGUACAGCCCAAUUUUCAUUUGUCAGGGUUGAUACCUGUGGGGUUGAUGAGGAAAAUGCAUCUUGUCAUAAGGAUAGGACAUAAAACCGAGGUCCCAUGUUCAAAUUGGUAAAGCUCCCUUGGCAGCUGGAAUACAAAGAAGAAUAAGCAGAAAUGUCACUAUAAGGGAGAUAUUACCAUUGAAAUGAAAUAGAAUUAUAACCAGGGGCUGCCAGGCAGGAUAUGCCCACGUUUUGUAAGAGAUGGAUAGAGAACAAGCUAAACAAAAAGCUAUUUUUCGUAACAUCAAGGGCCAUAAUUCAGGAAGGUACAAUCAGAUAUGCGCGAAUAUCGACAGGAACCAAGAUCAUUGGGUUAUAAACAUGCAUUUCAAGUUUCAUUAAAAUCGGAACAAAAUUGUGAACUCUAGAGGGUCCACAACCUUGAUAGAUCAGAUGUUUACACUAUUUGCGUAGAGGGGCAGCCAUUUGGUCUGGCACUUUUCGGCCAAUUUUCACGAAUUUCGAACUCAACCAACAUUACGGUGUAAGGAUGAUAUAUUUGAAUGUUUUUGUAAAUCAGAUAAUAAUUGUGACCUCUAAAGGACAAAAACUAAAAACACGAUUUUUUGCACAAUCAGGGGACAUAGUUCAGGAAGUUACGAUCUGAUAUGCGCAAAUAUCAACAGCAACCAAGAUCUUUGGGUUAUAAACAUGCAUUUCAAGUUCAACCAUCAUUAUGGUGUAACGGGGAUAUAUUCUAACAGGUUUUUUUUAAAUCGGAUAAUAAUUGUGACCUCUAGAGGGGCCACAAGCUAAAAACGCGAUUUUUCGUACAGUCAAGGGCCAUAAUUCAGGAAGUUACGAUCUGAUAUGCGUAAAUAUCGAAAGGAACCAAGAUCUGUGGGUUAUAAACAUGUAUUUUAAGUUUCAUCAAAACCUUGAUAUACCAUAUUUUUACACUGUUUGCGUACGCGGGGCAACCAUUUUAUCCGGCAGUUCUGGUUCGAUUUUCAUGAAAUUCAAACUCAACCGUCAUUAAGGUGUAACAGAGAUAUAUUCAAAUGUUUUUUAAUCGGAAUAAAAUUGUGACCUCCAGGGUCCACAAGCUAAAAAAAAAUGUGAUUUUUCGUACAAUCGGGGGUCAUAAUUCAGGAAGUUGCGGUCCGAUAUGUGUGAAUAUCGAAAGGAAACAAGAUCUUUGGGUUAUAAACUUACAUUUCAAAUUUCAACAAAAUCAGAUAAAAAUUGUGACCUCUAUAGGGUCCACACGCUAAAAACGUGAUUUUUCGUACAAUCAGGGGCCAUAAUCCAUGAAGUUACAGUCCGAUACAUGCCAAUAUCGACAGGAACCAAGAUCUAAGGGAGUUAAACAGACAAGGGCGACGACAAUAUACGUCCACAUGAAAAUGACCAAAGUAAAGUGCAAAUGAGACAAAUACAAUUCCAUUUCUUUUCCAAGUGAGAAUUUUAUAUAGUUAUUUUGGCGUGAGUGAUCCUGAUUCUGUUGGAUGGUAAUCACUUUGGUAAUUAUCUAUCUUUGUAGGAAGUGUUGCCAAAUAGUCUUAAAAAAUCAAAAGACAUGUUGCCAGGCAGUGAAACACUAACCGCAAUAGCCACAUUGUUCACUCAAUCUAUUGAGGUUGUUAUGGUGGGAUUCAUUCUGAAAUCUUUUUGACAUUUUUGAUUUUUUCUUCAAACAGGCUUAUGAUUUUAGAUUAAAUUUAAUUGUUUCGGUUGUGUUUAUUUAGAUUUAGAUUUAUUCACUUCAUCCAUAUAUAAUAAUAAUAAUACCUUACAUUAACAACUUAUGAGGUUAAGGUACAAAAAAAGCUUUCACAAGGGAGAUAAUAUCCUGAUGUAUUUUGAUUAAGGUGGAGGCAGACCACCAUUAAUUUCCCCAUUGACUUCAAUGUUAAUUCUGGCCUCUUUUCCCACCUCCAACUUUUCCCAAAAUUUUCGUUAGGCUAAACGCUUUUCACUACAGACAGAGGAACAAGUGGUCAUGUCUUUGCGCUAAAAUUUGUAUGAGGUUGACCACCAAAAUUUUGAGAUACACAAACUUGAAGAAGCAUACUAAAAACAUGUAACUACAUGUAGUUGCCGUACAUAUCACCGUAGCCAACCUGAUAACCCUGUUAUCCUUCCGCCUCAAAAUCAUGAAUAUUUACCAAAAAAAUAAACAAAAAUGGGCAUGCAAAAAGGGAGAAAAGAGACAGAGAGAGAAUUGCUAUAAAUUGACAAACUACAAUUUUUGGGUACCGAGAUGGUGAAAUUUAAUGGUGGUCUGCCUCCUAUAUAUGUUUUUAUAAGUUCAUAUAUCAUUAAAAAAAUUUUCUUUAUGGCUUCACAUUUAUUUUUGCAACAUUAUUAUAAUAUAGAAUCAAAAAAGGUCCAUGGGCCUUUUGAACUAGAAUUGAAGAUUCUUUCUUAAUUUUGUCAAAAUGUGAGUUCUGCAAAACAAUUUAAAGAGUUACAAACAAGUCACAUCAAAAAUAUUCAAAAUAUUGAAAUAUUUUUCAAAAAUUGACUUUCUUUUAUCUUUUUCUACAAAAUGGGCAAUUUUUGACACUUUGUAUGUCUCAAAAUGCCAAUAUUUCCCUAUUUCUUGGAAAGUCUGAGAUGAAAGGCAUUUAUUUCUGGAAACCUUGGCCAGUAUACAAGAAGACUAGCUGCAAAUUGGUUUCAUUGAAGGUAACUGUAAGGAACUAUAGUGAAACUUGUAAGCCCACCCCCUCUAAAAAUGUUGCUGUGGUAACAAAUCCAACUUGUGUCCACAUAAGUAAUACUGUUAAUGGAAUAUGGCUAAUAGCCAUGUUCUUCUAUCCCUGGCUUAUAUACAUGCAUAUAAACACAGGUAGUUGCAAGAAGUAUGAAUCAUUUAUUAAAAUAUGGAUUGAUAAAUGUAAAACAAAUGCUGUAUUUAGGUGAUAACCAGCCACUCGAAUAAAACGGUCACAAAG